UCAUAUUUUAAACACACUAAUUGCACAUAUUCUGCAAACAGAUGUUCUCAUCUAAAUGAACCAUGGUUCAAAGCCAUAUAUCCUAUCUGGACUGGUUCUUCAGAAAUGACACUGGCCGUGGUCAAGUGUGAAAGCACAGACAGCAAAAAAGCUGUUUGUUGAGCAACAAAGACGAACUUAAACUCGUGUCUAAAAAGAGUUCUGACAACAGUGAUGGACGAGUAUGAAUACAAAAUGUAAAUUUACCCUUGAAUGUAAAUUGGAAAAGCGAUCAUAGAAACAACUAUGAGAAGGCUCUACGUAGAGAAUUUGAAUGACUCAUGCUGUAAAUAUGUUUUCUGUUACACAGGAGCCAUCAACACCACUACUGCACAGACUAGAACUCAACCGCAAUCUACCCUGACCACAGCUGCAGCAGCAACGGACUCCCUGAAGGCGGUCGAUCCCGGCCUGCAAGCUGCAGUUGCAGGCUGCAUCGUGCUCACGGUGGCUCUUAUCUUGGUGCUGGCCUCCAAUGUCAUACUCUGUAGGCAGCAGAAGAAGAGCGCUGCGUCUGUGAUUUAUCAAACAUACGAUGGUUCCACCUCUGCCAUCAUGAGGGAACGGAGCGAGCAGGAGGAACCUGAUCUCAACCUGCUCCGAGUCACAACAGAAGUCACCCCAAGUCAAGCUCCAAGGGUUCCCGCCCGUCCACCGUCAACCAGCUCCACCAGCUCAUGUGACUCAGGGGACCUGAAUUACUACAUACAGCCUAUUGCUGAGGUGCCAAGCUUUCAUGCUCCCAAGGCUCCACCCAGCCCUGGCCCGGUGUCAGAGGGAGUAAUCAAUGGGAAUAAUAAAUCAGGAAGAGACUCGGAUUCUGAGAGUGGAAAUGAUUAUGAAAAUACUGGCAGUCACAUUGACCAUCUUUUGAAGUCAGCGAAUAUUUACACACCGGGCGAAUCACAGAACCCCAUAUCUGUCCACGACCCAAACAACUUGCAGAGGGCACCAAGCAUUGGGUCUUGCAGCACAUCCUCUGGAGAGGACUAUCAAAACACGGCCUUUAACAGAGAGAAUCCACAAAAUCCAGAUGGAGCAAGUCAAUCAAACUCUGAAAAGUUCAAGUUAGCACCUCUACCUACAAGAGAAAACCACGGUGGCUUCAAUCACUACAACAGGAGCUACCUCCCUGCAAGCAACUGUGAUCAAGAUGAUUCCAGUAGCACAUCUUCGGGGGAAGACUAUGAAAAUGUACCGGUGAUGCGCAAGGCGCCACUCGAGGACCCAGAAGAUCAGUCAUCAUCAGACAGUGAUUAUGAUGACGUGCCCUAUGAUGCCACCAGCUGAUUAUGGACAUUGACAUAUACGGAAUAUGAUAUAUUGCCUUGGGCUUUUGUGAACUAUUGAGCAGCUGCAACAAAAUGGCAGACAGGCGACGGCAGGGUUCCUCAGGUAGUGAUA
Molecule: messenger RNA, 1443 nt
Organism: Clupea harengus (Atlantic herring)
Lineage: Eukaryota; Metazoa; Chordata; Actinopteri; Clupeiformes; Clupeidae
Cellular component (GO): membrane
Source: RefSeq, a predicted model, not a curated record